This is a messenger RNA of Anopheles merus, 4271 nucleotides long. RefSeq lists its product as uncharacterized. NCBI's taxonomy places the organism in Eukaryota, Metazoa, Arthropoda, Insecta, Diptera, Culicidae. Bases 646 to 4149 code for a protein of 1167 amino acids. Gene Ontology annotation, molecular function: ATP-dependent protein folding chaperone; ATP binding; guanyl-nucleotide exchange factor activity. The record is from RefSeq and is a predicted model, not a curated record. Gene Ontology annotation, cellular component: recycling endosome. The transcript is spliced from 2 exons.
GCCAAAAAAAAAUCUGGCCACACUGUACACGGUAUAAACGCGCACCAAACGUCUUGCGCGGCUGGUGCGACUGCGCUGAAAAUCGGAUAUUCGCAACGAUAGAAGAAACUUUGCUGCCUUGGCCGUUCAUCGAACCAGUUCUUGUUUGUGCAGCCGAUUUGAGUAUGAUUGAGCAAUGCUGCAGUGUUGUUAGGAAAGUAGUUAAAUCAUGUUAUACUGUUGAGUGCGAUUUGUGUUGGAUUGGUUCGUGAAGUGUAUGAGUGUGUGUUUGUGUGCAUUUCCCUGCCAGUGUACUGCCUGAAGGUGAAAGUGGUGUUUGGACAGCUUUGUUCUCUCGGGCGAUCCAUCCAAUUUUCUAUGUGCAAAUCGGUCUGCCGUUCGGUUUGCUUGCAGAAAAGUACAGCAUAAGCAGAGCAUAUUCGCAAGAACUCCAGUUCCAGCUUCCAAUAGCUUCCCACCAGCCAGCAGCGACACGAACAACCCCCUCCCCUAUGGCAGGGACAUCAGAUUAGAGAGAAAGAUCGAAUUUCCUAGGCGGUGCCUCAACGGGAAUGCUUGCCUCGAUUAGCCCAUCCCAGUAGCAGUGAUCAUCAUCGCGAGUGAUACAGUCGUGUACAGGGGCUCGUUCGGUCAGCCGCAGCAGCAAUGACUUCACCGAAACGGAACAUUUCCUCGCCGGAAACGACCGCUGCCGGCACUGGGACUGCCCCAUCGUCCGGAUCGACGGUUGCGAUAGGAAUCGAUUUCGGUACCAGCUUCUCGAGCGUAGGUAUUUACCGGAAUGGCAAGUUCGAAAUCAUUGCCAAUGAGUGCGGUAACCAUCGCAUCCCGUCGGUGGUCGCGUUCACCGAGAAGGGACGGCUUGUGGGCGAGGAAGCGCUGGCGCAAGCCGACACUGAUCCGGCGAACUGUGUGAUAGAGGUGAAGCGCAUUCUCGGUCGGCACAAAAAGGAAGGCGGACUGCAGGUCCAGUUCAAGGGUGAAACCAAGUGCUACCAGCCGGAGGAAAUCUGCGGCAUUAUACUGGCCCACUUGCGCUCGAUGGUCGAACGGCAGCUCGGCGAGCCCGUGACGUGUGCCGUUGUUGCCGUGCCGGCACAGUUCUCGGAUGGGCAGCGGCAAGCCGUGCUGGAUGCGGCCACGAUUGCCGGAUUGACGGUGCUGCGGCUUAUCAACGAGCCGACGGCAGCGGCCAUUUCUAUCGGCAUUAACAAGAAGCUUAUCGGUGAACAGUAUGUGCUGGUGUGCUCGUUUGGCGGUGGCUUCCUGGACGUUUCGAUCGUCACCAUCUACAACGGAGUGUUCCAGGUGAAGGCCAGCUCCGGCGACACCAGGCUGGGCGGGGUGGACAUCGACAAACGGUUGGUGGACUACUUCGUGAAGGAGCUGCAGGACACACAGUCGCUUGAUAUUACGCGCGAUUGUAUUGCGAUGCGCAAGCUGCGCAAAACAUGCGAACAGGCCAAGCGCACGCUGUCCUACACCAGUCAGGUGACGGUGGAGAUUGACGACCUGCUCGAUGGCCACAAGCUCAGCUCGACGCUCACGAAAGACAACGUGGACGAACUGUGCAAGGAUCUGUUCGAGCGUGUGAUUCUGCACGUGGAGACGGCACUGCGGCGCGCCCGGAAGGAUCGGUUUGCGAUGCACGAGAUUAUGCUGGUGGGCGAGUCGUCGCGCAUUCCCCGGGUGCAGAUAAUGCUGAGCGAAUUCUUCGACCGUCGGUCGCUCAGCAGCUCGGUCAAUUCGGACGAAGCGGUGGUCGUCGGAACGGCCAUAGCCGCCGGCAUACUGAGCGGGGAUAAAUCGUGCGCCAUUCAGGAUCUGCUCUGGUGGGAUUUGGUGCCACGAUCAAUCGGAAUGAUAAGCGAAGAGCUCGAUGUCGAAGGUGGUGGUGGUGAUGUUGGUGAGCCACCGCGUAUACUGAUUAGCCGCAACUCGACGCUACCGUUAAAGGUGCGCCACCGGGUGAAAAACUUUCGCAACGUGCACCGACUGUACGAGGGAGAAAGUGCCAUUGUUAGUGAUAAUAUUACGCUGGGUCGAUUGCAGCUGGAGGGAAGCUUCGGCGAAGGGCUCGAAGACGUCGGUCUGUCGUUUAACGUGGACCUGAACGGGGUGCUGCACGUGAUGGUGGAGGGCAACAUUGAGCUGAAAGCCACCCUGGACAAGGGACGGCUCGAGCGGUACGAGAUCGAUCGUAUCGUGUACGAGCACAAGCGCCUAAUACUCGAAAUGGAGCGCGGCCAGGAGGAGCAAGAGCAGCGCAAACGUAAGGAAGUCGACCCUUCGGCGGUGAUUGACCGGCAGGGCGAGGAGCAGGAGGCGGAAGCGGACGACGGUGGGACGGUUGGCACCUGGGAUCGGUUCAGCGAGUGGUUGCACUGCAUUUGCGUGGUUACGUUCGACCUAGAACUGGGACAGGCGAUGGAGCUUAUCUACCCCAAGCACGUGACGUUGACGGAGCAGGAAAAGAUGAACAUUUGCUAUCUGGCGUUCCCGGAUUCGAAUUCCGGCUGCAUGGGAGACUCGCAAUUCCACAUCCGGUUGCGUGUGUCGUCCGGCUCGGAAAACUCCAUACUCCCCAAGGGGCUGCAGGAGUUCAACUGCCACUGCAUGCCGGUGCAUCGUGCGGAUCCGGGCCACUUCUGGGGCUUUGUGUACUUCCGCCAAAUCAAGGAUGCCACCCUGAAGCGCGGUUACUUUCAGAAAAGCUUGGUCCUGCUGACACGCCUUCCCUUCGUCAAUCUGUUCUACGAGCUGUGCGCAGUGAUUGCACCGUCCUACUUCAGCAACGGCGAACCUACGCUCGAGGCUGUCUGCGACAGUGUGUGCAAGUGGCCGUCGCUGCUGACGGAUGAAACGCUCCAGCUGCAUCUGCUCGGCAGUGUGUACGAGGUGGCCAUUCCGAAGCAAAACGGCAAAUACAGUACGCUCGUUUCGCCGGUGGAUAGUCUUUACCCGGCCAACAAGUCGGGCGUCAAUGGGCGGCCGCCGAACCAAACGCGAACCAUAUCAUCCGUGCACGAGAUCGACAUCUUCCGCAGCUUGCAGCUGUUCCUACCUCACAUCCAUUUGCUGUGGGAGCUGGUGCUGACCGGCGAGCCGAUCAUCGUCACUGGCACCUCGCCGACCGACUGCGCCCACAUGGUCCAGUCGCUCACUAGCCUUAUCAGCCCGCUGGCGUACUGCGCCGAAAGCCGUCCCUACUUCACCAUCCACGAUACGGAGUUCAAGGAGUUUACGCAGAACAAGAACGGCCAUCCCGCGAUCAUACUGGGCGUCACGAACCCGUUCUUCGCGAAGACGCUGCAACACUGGCCCCACACGAUACGGCUCCAGGACAGUGCGGAAGCGCAACUGCAACGACAGCUCACAACGACCCCUUCGACGGGUGGUCAGUCCGGCGGCGGCACGGUUGGGUCAUCGGACGGUUCUGCGACGCUCUCGAGAUUGUCCAAAAUCAAACAAAUCACCCACAAACUGCUGGAUUCGUCGCCCGGGCUCUACACACAGUACAAACCGUUCGUGCAAAAGGACAAAGCGUUCAUCAAGAAGAUUCUGCUCGGGCUCAAGACCGACCGGCCGCUCUCCGUACAGUCCGCACUGCUAAGGCGGCAUCUGCUGGAGCUAACGCAGAGCUUCAUGAUUCCCUUGGAACGGUACAUGGCCUCGCUAAUGCCACUGCAGAAGGACAUUUCGCCCUUCCGGUCCGCACCGCAGCCGCACCCGUUCAAGCAGGAAGACUUCCUAGCCACGCUCGACGAGUGUGGCCCGCAGCUAACCUCCACCUGCAAGGGCGACUGGGAGGGAUUGUACCGGCGGUUUUUCAGCUCGCCCAACUUUAAGGGCUGGUACGAGACGCGCUACUUCGAGCUGGAACAAACGCUGCAGGUGCUGCACAUGCAGACCCUCUCCGAGUCCAAUUUGGCCGAGUGGGCCAAGGGCAAGCUGGAGGUGGAAAUCGUCGACAUGAUCCUGCGGUUGCGCCACAAGCUGACGCUGCUGCAGGGCAACAACAGCAGCGCGAUGGCGGCCCUGCCGGUGCAGCUGAACGUUCGUGAUACCCGGGAGCAACUGUUACGCCACAUGGAAAACAUGAAGAAAAGUCUUCCGGACGAUUUGAAGCAAAUCCUCGGGGACGCAUGAUCGCAACCCCAUCCCCGCCCCGCCCUCCUCCCCCCUAUCCUCCCACAGUAUAGUACAGUGCUAUGAGAUAUAAAGCUAUAGACAGAGUAUACAUAAUCGAAUGUUGCUUUUUUAACCAGUAA